AUGUUAAGUCUUUCAACAUCUUCCCCAAUCUUGCUAUCUACUUCAAGAGUUGGUAUCAAGACUAUCUUGGGUAAUCAAUUCCUUCGCUCUUCCUCUGCCAUCUCUACUCGCUACUUGUCUUCCUCACCUUGCACUCUAAGUUCCCAAAAAGUCCUCGAGUGUGAUUCUUGGAAAAAGACCUUGGCUGAUGAAAAGUACGAUAAGAAUGAAAACAAAAUUAUUGGCGGCAAAAAGGAUGAACGCUUUGUCAUCACCUGGGACCACCCAGAUGCAACCAUUGACCAACUUAAGAAGGUUGGUGUUGCUCACCAUGUUCCUGAAAACAUUGCAGAUAGCAUUGCCAGAAGAACUUUGUUAACAAUUCGUUCUACUUUUGACAUCUUUACUGGUUACGCACAUCCUCCUCCAGGUAAGGAAAAUGACCCCAAAUACCUCAUGACUCCUCGCAGAUGGCUCAUGCGCUUUGUUUUCCUUGAAUCCGUUGCUGGUGUUCCAGGUAUGGUUGGUGGUAUGGUCCGCCAUCUCCACUCACUUCGUCUCAUGCGCCGCGAUAAGGCCUGGAUUGAAACUCUUCUCGAGGAAGCUUACAAUGAGCGCAUGCAUCUUCUUACCUUUAUGAAACUUUACAACCCUGGUAUCUUUAUGCGUGCCAUGCUUCUUGGUGCCCAAGGUGUUUUCUUCAACCUCUUCUUUAUUGCCUAUCUUAUCAUGCCCCGCAUUUGCCACCGCUUUGUUGGCUACCUUGAGGAAGAGGCCAUUGUCACAUACACCCGUUGCAUUGAGGACAUUGAGGCUGGUCGUCUCAAUGAGUGGCGCACUGCUCCUGCUCCUGAUAUUGCCAAGCAGUACUGGAAUAUGCCUGAGAAUUCCACUAUUUAUGACUUGAUUCUUUAUGUUCGUGCUGAUGAAUCCAAGCACAGAGAAGUCAACCACACUUUUGGAAAUCUUAUCCAAACCCACGACAGAAAUCCUUAUGCUCUUAAGAUUGAAGAUCAUCACACUCCUCAACCAACAGCUGACUUGAGUGCACCCAAGCCUACUGGCUGGAAGCGCAAUGAAAUUGCUGCUUAA
Magnusiomyces paraingens is the source of this 1071-nucleotide messenger RNA. RefSeq lists its product as uncharacterized. Gene Ontology annotation, biological process: alternative respiration. NCBI's taxonomy places the organism in Eukaryota, Fungi, Ascomycota, Dipodascomycetes, Dipodascales, Dipodascaceae. Bases 1 to 1071 code for a protein of 356 amino acids. Gene Ontology annotation, molecular function: alternative oxidase activity. The transcript has a single exon. The record is from RefSeq and is a predicted model, not a curated record. Gene Ontology annotation, cellular component: mitochondrion.